AUCGCAACCAUUUACACCCAGUGCUUUUCAUCGGGCCAUGUUUAGGCGCCCGAAUAGUCAAGGACUCGCGACCUGGCGGUGAGAAGCGUGCUAAGUGCUCUUUUUGGUGGGAGAAGCGACCCACCGUGGACCAGAUGAAGCAAGCUCAAGCUCAACGUGCAUACAAUCUGCACGAAGUGGAAGGAGAUGAAGACGUGGGUACCUCUAGUUAUGGCAGCCCUAACGCCUUAUUUUAGCAACACGACGCUAUAGAACUACAGAACUACUUUAUAAUAGAGCAGUACUAAAAUCCAAUUCCAACCACCAUGCAUCUAUAGCGCGUUGCUAGAAUAACGCGCUAAGCCUGUGGUCAUACUGGUGCUGAUGCGAGUAUUAGCUCUGGAGUGCCGAACAAGCCAUCAUCUCCUUCAAGCAACACACCUAGGCCUCCAACCACUUCCUCUCCUUCGAGCAGAAAAGUAACUGCCAAAGAGUGGCUUGCUAUGUUUCACGGGAACCUAGACAAAUGGCUAGAAAGUCUCAAGCCAACGGAGGACGAAGUUGACGCGAUUCAGAAUGAGGAGCUCUUGUGGAAUCGCGGACCAGCCUUUCUAGAUCCUCGAUCGUACCAGUAUAUGUUGCAUAGUUUAGGCUUUCAGUGGAACGAGGUGUUUGAGGAUGAUGAAGACGGUGCAAUGAUAAAGGAAGGGAACUCCAUGAACAAAAAUCUAGUAGCACGGCCACAGUUGUAUCAUCAAGAAGACUCUUGGAGCUUUUAUAAUAGGUCCUAUGACUCAGCGGCUAAAGAAAAUGAUAGAAGACUGAAGAUGACAAAAGCUGAGUCUAGGACUCAAAGUAGCGGUGGAGUAGAUGGCACAAGUGGAACAACAUCCACAAGUCCACCAGAUCAUGCCAUACAGAUGCAUAGUCGCGAUCCAUUGCCGUCAGGACGAACGCUCCAUGUCCUGCAGCAAACACCCAGCUCUGCAGGAGGAUCACUGGUGCCUUCGACAGAAGAUCUGCAGAAGACCAGAAGAGAUGAGGAAGAACAAGAAGGAACCCAUGCAAACGGAGAAGAAGACGACGAUUCGAACGUUCCACCGAACUUUCUAGAGCAUCAAAGAAAAUUCCGCAUGGACGAUGAUUACAACUGUUCAGGAUGUUAUGGCUACCUACUGUUUAUUUUCACCGACAACUUGAAAACACAGGUGGUCAGCCUAGAAGAAUUUGAAUUACAUGUUCUUUCCACCAAAGCAAGAAGAGUUCCCUUUUUAUAACGACUUGUAGAUCAGGGACUUCGACGGACAACUCGUUUACUUUCAUCUCUAACCUCUCUCAGCCCUCCGCAACAUUCUACCCUUCUCUCUAACCUCUCUCAGCCCUGCGCAACAUCCUACCUUUCCGCGACAUCUCGCCUGCUGAAGGCUACGCUGUGCCCUGGACGUUGCUGAUGUUCGCCUCGAUGAUGCGCAUAGGCUAUUCCAGACGUCGCGUAGGAAAUAUUUUCUACGACUGGCGAAAGGCUCCGCUUCAGUGGGAAGUGGAUGGCACGUUUGAACAAGCACGGUUGAUGGUAGAAUUGUACCGUGCUCGCUUCGGCAAGCCAGUUGUGCUUCUUUCUUGGAGUCAGGGUGGGCGUUUUGUGCAUUCUUUCCUAGACUGGCUUGAGCGAAGUGUCCCAAUGGACGAGAUGCUGCUCAUUUGCGGACAACUUGGUGCUGAUGUCAAUGGCCUCGAAGACAAGCCAGACAAGCUCCGACAACUGUACAAAGAUCUCCACGUGAAACACUGGAUAGCGAUUGCGACUCCUUUUACCGGAGCUCCGAAUGCCUUGCUAGGAGCAUUGAUGCCGCAUAGCGGUGCGAAUUACUAUCUUGGCCAAGUGAUUCCGUGGAUACGUGAUUUGGAUUUGAGGAACAUUUAUGGAGGAACAAGGCCAACUGAUAUUUGGGUUUGGCACGACUUGAAGAUAAGUGGAAGAACUCUUGAUAUUUUAUAAACAAACUCCUGUAUUUGGAUUUUACUUGGUUUCUCAAUUUGGAUUUGGAUUUGACGUUGGUAAACAAACUUCAAGCUGACUUGGUUUCAGUCUGAAUUUGACGUAGGUAAACAAACUGUAUUUGGAUUUGACUUGGCUUCAUCGAUCUCUCUCUAAUCCCCGACCUGCUCCUGGCCCGGCGCUGCUUAUCUACUGCCCCAGCCAGGCUCUUUGCCGCAGAAAAGCGAUGUGGUCAUGCGAGACGCGCGUCAACGUGUUCACUGUCGCUUCGAAAGCGUAAUCGUCGCUCAGCGUCGAAAUCAGCUCGAGAGGAAAGAACAAAGCGAUCAGAACCUUGAUGAUGGGCAACUGUUACGGCCAGUACUGACGUGGGUGUCCUCCUAAGUAAAAAUAACCUUAUAGUAGUACAACAACUAACACUACACUACUUGUGAACUACUACCAUUAUAGCAUGACCUUGACCUCCUCUAACAAAAGCGCUCACAGACGACAGCACUGCAAGCCCUUCGACGUCGACGUUGCAGUCGUCUUCAUCGUCGAUUAGCAGACGGGCCCCCGACCAAGACUCGUCUCACUCCAUGCCAUCACCAGACGAGACGCAUGAAGGCGUAGAAAUGAGAGAGCUAUACGAAUGUAACGACCUCCCUGCGAUCUUCCUCCAAGCGGCCAACCGAUGGCAGUACUUAGCAGAGGCAGCCGAGAGUCGAUUCAAAUUGCGGAUGCGUACCUUGUUGGAAGGUGCUGCGAAAGAGAUGAAUUUUAGUAGUGUAUUAGGAAGCGCUGGCGGUGGUGGAGGUGGUACGGAAGGUCUAGUUCCUCCUGCAUCUUCCUCUCUAGAACAGUGGCAAGCGGAUAUCUCUGAGAUGAGCAUAGAGGAGAUUGCGGACAAGCACUAUUCCGUUAUGUCUUUCGUGCGAGAAGAAAGUGACGACGAAGAAGAAAACGAAGAUGCUCUUGCUCAUGAUAGUAUUGUGUUGCGGGAUAGAAAUGCUGAAGCUGAUGCAAAAAGCAAGACGGCGGACAAGAAAGCGGAUAACGAUAACAGGACAGAAGCAGUGCCUGUCCUCCUUGGGACGGAGAUAGAUGAGGAAGAUGCUGAGGACACUUCGGCAUCGAAGAAUGCAAAAGCGGCCACUGCAACAAUAGGCAGUUGUACUAAAGGUGGAGUGGAAAGAAUUUCUAGUGCUUCAUCCAUGCGCGAUCGCAGCGCGUCACCGAGAAGCGCAAGCGGGUGGAGAGAUAAUGAUGAUUAUGGCCAGUUGCAGUUGUCGUCCUCUCUACUUGAAUACUACUAAAUGUAUAACUGAGAUCAUUAGAGAGUGAGCAGAGAUGCAAGCCUGAUCGACAGAUAAAAAUGCUGAAGAAGUAAAGAAAAGACCUCUAAGUCCCGCUCCUCCCUCCCCGCCUGGAAAUUCUCGAUACCGACGCUCGGGACACUGGCCAACAUUUCCUAGGUUUCAUGGGCUUCGGCAGCACAUCUUCAUCGAGCAGCAGUACUUCUGGCGACUGCUCUACUAAGAAAUAUCGGAACUCCUGCAAACAGCGGUCUGAAAAGCUAAGGUCAAAGUUGUCCUGUCCUUGUCGGAACCGUGCCCAACUAGAGGAAGCCCGUUUGCGAGUCCAUCAAGCGGCCAACACGCAAUAUGAGCAUGUCCAGACGUUGCGAGACUCGAUGCAGGCCACCGUCUUCAACAUUGACGGGCUGGCGUUGAAAGAUGAUCCACAACACGCCGAACGAGAACAAAUGCUGCUCCACAUCAAGACGCGGAUUUUGACAGCCGCGAUGCCAGAGGUACAAGAGUGGGCCAAGGCGAACGAGUGCAUGAAACUGUCACAAGUUGUAGCAUACAACGCGAGAAGGCUGGAUGAGACGCAUGCUUUUCUUAUGGAAGAUCUUGAUCUUGUAGGUGCUCAGAGAAGAUGAUCGUGGUCCUCGUGAAUUGUAUCGUUUAAUAUGAGCACCUUCCCCACUCAAAGGCAAGAACGCUUCCAAAAGUGCUCAUCAGUCGGAUGAUGUUCCUGUUAGUAGUUCUAAUUCUCGAAGACUACGGCCACCUAACGUAAACACUACCGCAUUUGUCGGAACCAAGAUUCAAACGGGUUACCAAUAUCGCUACGACGAUGGAAUCGAAAACUUUCCGACCAAAAUUUUCUAUACGGAUGGGGAUGGAACGGUAUACGGUUAGUACUUUCAUUGCCAUGGUUGGCUCAUGUGAUAUCACCAGACGUAAGUACACUGUUGAAAGUAUUUUCUUAUUUUCGGCACUACGCUUCUACGCGGAUGCAUCAUACAACCACUUCUUUCUCAGGUUCCCACCGAAAGCGCAGCUGCUGCAAAGUAUUGGGCUCGAGAAAGUUACACAGAACGCAUAGGCUUUUCAUACUCCAAUCCACAGCCUGCAGCUACAUCAACAAGGACAACUACAGGUCGUAGCACAGGAACAGAAGCGCCGGAUGCAACUACUUCGACGACAAUUUCAACUACAACAACAGGCCCCCGACAAGAGAUUAAGAAUCACCAUCCCAGGACAUCUAGAAAGAAGCGUGCUCCCAGUGCUGCAGAGUACAGGAAGAUUUUGAAUGCGCGCGACAAUGCAGAAGCAGCGACUCAGAUGGGAAGGUUAAAGAUGGAUAAGAGUGUAGAGAUGGUAAUUUUUGAGGGGAUGGGGCAUUUGGAUACCCUCUAUUCGAAAAUGACCGCAGAUUGUAUCACAGAUAUCCUGGACACCAUCAAUGGGACAAAGGUAGCUUAGAUCAAGAGCAGGCGAAUAAGGUUUUGUGAGGUUCAUGUGAUUAGAAUCUUCUUCGUGCAGCUCUCAAGAAUAUGCUGCCAACAUGCCUCAUCUUCAUUGCGCACCCGCACCGGUUUCGAAGAAAGCCCGACUAUACCUAGAGACGCAUAGACUAGAACUUCUAGAAGUAUACGUAGGAGAUGAGUCUUCCGUUUUUUCUUUUCCAUAUCAACUUGAAAUUUUAAUUUAGCACAUGGAUUUGUUGAUAUAAUUGAUUCAUGCAUACGUUUCCUUUCUUUUCAAUUUCCGCUACUAUUCAACACGCUGCUCACAGGCUUCCACGCAUAAUUGAUGGCACAUUUGCCCCUGCGAUGAUGAGACCUGUCAUAAACAUGAAACGCACGUAAAUCGUUGCCGCACACAACCACAACAUGUCGCCGUAUUACUUUUUUGCUUUUUUUUUGCUUGUCCAUAACGACAUAAAGCACUACCUACGAGCCAAAAUGUACGUCGUUGUUGGAAGAAUAAACAAAGAGCUCGUAGUCAUAGUACAAACAAUCCUUGGCGUCACGCUCACGCAGAAGGCAGGCGCACGUCGCCUGUUGCAUCAAGAAACAGAUUGCAUCAAGAAACGACAUAGGUAUAUCCCUUCUAUUGACGAAGAGAUCUGAACUAACG
Messenger RNA from Amoebophrya sp. A25, 5388 nucleotides. The record is from the annotation of a GenBank genome assembly. Lineage: Eukaryota; Dinophyceae; Syndiniales; Amoebophryaceae.